Molecule: messenger RNA, 390 nt
Organism: Tuber melanosporum (Perigord truffle)
Lineage: Eukaryota; Fungi; Ascomycota; Pezizomycetes; Pezizales; Tuberaceae
Exons: 1
Coding region: 1-390 (129 amino acids)
Biological process (GO): maturation of SSU-rRNA
Cellular component (GO): nucleus; 90S preribosome
Source: RefSeq, a predicted model, not a curated record
AUGCCAAAACAAAAACCGGGGGUAAGUACCUUCCUCCCCACCUUCAUAGCCGGUUACAUCUCCGAUUCCUCCGCCUCCACCUCUAGCACCGCCCCACCCAAACGCAAUAAAGGCCCCCCCGAGAAGAAACAGAGGAAAAACCGCAUGGGCCAGCAAGCCCGCCGCGCCCUGUGGGCGAAAAAGUACGGACAGAACGCUGCGCACUUGAAGGAAGGAACGCAGCGCAAAGAAGAUAGGAGGGGGGGGGGAGAGAAGAGGAAGAAGGAGGGGCAAACGGAAGGCAAACUUCACCCAUCGUGGGAAGCAGCGAGGAAAGCUCGGGAGGGUAAGAUGGCGGUUGUUCAAGAGGCGCUGAGGGGUGGUGGGGGUAGGAAGGUUGUUUUCGACUGA